UGAAUGGUUGUAGCAAACAGAUCUCGGAUGUGGAUUUCCGGUACGGGGAACCAUGUUCGCCCAAGGGCAGGACGGGAAUGCUCAACCGUCCAGAAAGGGAGCACCAGCUUCUUUUUAAAGUCCCAAGUAUCUGGACGUUGUGACUUUAGCCAUCACGGUACAAUUUGACGCGCUUGGAAACACCGAAGAUCUAGCACAGUCUAUACUUUACUCUAGCUAGACUACUGACAAAGGAGUCGAGAAUAUCAGCACGUGACUGACUAAUAAAGAACCACGUCAACAUGGCACCCACUGGAACCAUGAAGGCGGCUCAGUACGAUGCCCGAGACAACAAGGUUCACAUCAAUGAGGUUCCCAUACCAACACCAGGUCCAGGCAAGCUACUUGUUCAGAUCAAGUCCGCCUCAUUAUGUCACUCCGACGUUAUGAUGUUCGAGCCCAACGACCAAGGUCUUAUUCUGGGCAAGAAUCCAGUGACUAUGGGUCAUGAAGCCGCUGGCAUCGUCGUGGGACUGGGCGAGGGCGUCACAGACUUCAAAGAGGGCGACAAGGUUGGAUUUCUGCCUGCGAUAGACUGCUGCUUUGAAUGCGAGCCAUGUCGGAAAACGCACAACGCGUGGUGCAGGAAAGGGUGCAUGAUGCAAGGUUUUGGCGAGGACGGCUACUUCGCUGAGUACGCUGUUGUUGAGGCUAGGGGUUCGAUGAUUCUUCCAGACUCUAUUGAUAUCAGCACAGCCGGUCCGCUUUUCUGCGCCGGUGUGACUGCGUUUCACGGCGUCGAGGACUGCGGCUUGAAGCCUGGUCAGUGGAUGGCAAUCAUUGGCACAGGCGGUCUUGGACAUUUGGGUAUUCAGUACGCCAAAGCAAUGGGCUACAAGGUCAUUGGUAUCGAUCUAUCAGACGAUCAGCUGGAGGCCGCUAAGGCAUGUGGUGCCGAUCACAUAUUUAAUCCCGUCAGCGACAAAGACUACGUGAAGAAGAUCCUGGAGCUUACAGACGGAGGCGUAGACGCCGCAGUCAACUUCACGGCCAGCAAGAAGGCCUAUGAUGAUAUGCCACAGCUUAUCAAGCCUGGCACUGGUAUCUACAUGGUUGUUGGUAUUCCGCAACAGCCACUCACUAUCAACGCCCUAGACAUUGCGCUUGGCCGAUUCAAGGUAUACGGCUCGAACAACGGCAUGUCCUACAAUAUGCGGCCUGCCAUCGAGUUCUCCGCAAAGCACAACAUUAAACCACACGUGACAUUCUUCAAGCUGGAGCAACUGCCAGAAAUGAUCGAGAUCAUGCAUGCCGGCAAGACCAAGGGACGACUCGCUGUUAAAUUUGACUAAGAAAUUCCAAUGAACAGAAACAUAAAAAGAACUGAAUGAAUUCAUCAGUUCUUUUUUGCUUUGGAUACGCACCACCCGGCGUGUGUAUGGAUAUCUAUAAGUAGCCUAGGAAUAUACCUCAAGCGCAAUCAAUCAAACAAAUGAGCCUUUCUCGAGUUCUAUAUGCUUAUAUACGCUCCACGAAUCUUGCGAUAAACAAGUCACACUUGGGUUUGGACCUUCGUUUGUCAGUUGAGCUCCAUGCUAACCAGAAAUUUGAUCAAUGCAAGUUCUAUAAGACUACCCGGAGGACUAGGGACACGAUUAAAAAUCCCUCAUGAGCUGGCGGCAGCUGAUCUUGUCACACGUAAGUGCGGGUUCUACAUAUAGUUGCGAAGGUGGUCGUUUGGUCGAGACGAGAG
Messenger RNA from Verruconis gallopava, 1732 nucleotides. RefSeq lists its product as uncharacterized. The record is from RefSeq and is a predicted model, not a curated record. The transcript has 2 exons. Gene Ontology annotation, molecular function: zinc ion binding; oxidoreductase activity. Bases 282 to 1331 code for a protein of 349 amino acids. Lineage: Eukaryota; Fungi; Ascomycota; Dothideomycetes; Venturiales; Sympoventuriaceae.